Messenger RNA from Rubroshorea leprosula, 3401 nucleotides. The record is from the annotation of a GenBank genome assembly. NCBI's taxonomy places the organism in Eukaryota, Viridiplantae, Streptophyta, Magnoliopsida, Malvales, Dipterocarpaceae.
CUCACAGUUUCUUCGCUGGUAAGAACGGACGGAGCCACAAGUCACAACCACCGUCGCGACCCGAUUUGGUACCCGACCCUGUAUCACCGUCGCCGAUGGACUCUGAAUCUGGUUCUAGAAGCUUGGAGGAAUUGGUGCGUUGGUGUUUUUGAUUUGGGAAGGUAAGUUAGUUUAGGGUUUUCGAUUGGGAGCAUUGCUUGCGGAAGGAAUUCGGGAUUUUGUUGGAUUCUAGGGUUUGUUUCUCUGAAAUUAAGAAACGGGGAAGAUAGGUGUGGGCUAGAGGAUAAUGUGUAUACUCUGUACUAUUCAAAAGUGGUCUCGCCGGGUUGCUACAAUGCUGCCUUGGUUAGUUAUACCACUAAUAGGUUUAUGGGCUCUCUCUCAGCUUUUGCCACCUGCAUUUCGAUUUGAAAUCACGUCCCCAAGGCUGGCUUGCGUUUUUGUGCUGUUGGUUACUUUGUUUUGGUAUGAGGUUUUGAUGCCCCAGUUAUCAGCCUGGCGAAUGAGAAGAAAUGCACGGCUUAGGGAGAAGAAGAGGUUUGAGGCCUUAGAACUGGAGAAGCUUCGUAAGACUGCAACACGGAGGUGUCGUAACUGCUUGACUCCAUAUAGAGAUCAGAACCCAGGUGGUGGUAAGUUUAUGUGUUCUUAUUGUGGGCAUAUAUCAAAGAGGCCUGUUCUGGACUUAACUGCACCACCAGGCAUGAGCAUUUCAAAUUCUGGGAUUACUAAGGAUCUUGUUGGAAAAGCUGGGAACAUGCUGAAUGGAAAGGGGUUGUCUGAGAAUGGGUGGAUGUGUGGACAAGAUUGGUUAGAAAAUGGAAAUUGGGUUGGUGGGUCUGUUACGGGGACGUCUAGCUACUGGCGGAAGAACGGGAGUGGUAUUUUUGGAGGGGAUGAAAAUUGUUUGGCGGAGAAAUCUUAUUCAAGUGUUGUUGUUUUUGCCUGCAAGCUGCUGACAUCUUUUUUCUUGGGCAUUAGGUGGCUUUGGAGAAAGAUUUUUAGGAUUAGUUCUUCAAGGGAAGAUGGUUCAUCAGAUGCAGAACACAGAGGAAUGUUGGUAAAGAGGGGCGAGGAUGGGACUAACUUUCAUGAGAGCAGGGGAGAGAAGGCACGUAGAAAAGCUGAAGAGAAGAGACAAGCUAGGUUAGAAAGGGAGCUUCUGGAGGAAGAAGAAAGAAAGCAGAGGGAGGAGGUUGCAAGGUUGGUUGAAGAACGCAGGAGGCUAAGGGAUGAGAAAAUGGAGGCUGAAAAGGAUCGCAGCAAAUCAUCACCUCCUACCCGGGAGAAAGAGAGUAAGAAGGAAGCAGAGAAGAAACGCCAGGAGAGAAGGAAAGAAAAAGACAAGGCAUCUACUAAGAGCAACUCUGAUGCAGAAGAGCUGGAAAAGAAAACAGGAAAGGAAGCUGAACGGAAGCGUGACUCUGAUAAGAAGAGUGAUAUUGAUCGCCGAGAACUUCAGAAAUCUGGAACAGACAAUGUCAAGAGCCAUACCACGGAAGCAGGACAUGGACUUGGAAUGAAGAAUGCUUCUGCAACUAAUUUUAAUCGAGGGAAUGCUGGGGCUAGAUACUUGGACCAUGUGAGGGGCACAUUUUUGUCAUCAUCUAAGGCUUUUAGUGGAGAUAGUUUCUUUGGAAGAGGUACUACUAAUACUCCUGUUACUAUUGCAAAGGAAAGUAAGAUAAAUGGUUCUGUAGAUAAUGUCCAAACUUCUGCUACUAGAAGAGAUUUUUAUCCACCUGAGCGUGUAGCUGGCAAGUUAACUAUGAAUGGAGAUGAUAAGCACCCUAACCGCCCUGUCAUUUUAGAAACUCAACCGAAGACAACACCUAAAAAAUCAUGGCAACAGUUGUUUACUCGAUCAUCUUCUGUUCCUUCAUCCUCUAAUACUAGUGUUAUUAGUAGACCAAAUUCUAAGUUGCAAGCAGAGGUUCAGAGCCCCCAGUUGGCUGCUCAAUCAUCAUCAAUCCAAACAUUUGAUAAUCCAAUUAACUUUGGGCUGCCAUCACCAUUUUUGUCUACCUUUCCAAAUGGAGCUCCCAGCAGUAGUUUAGGUUUCUCAACUGCAAUUGAACCAAUAUUCCCUCUAGUUGUUGAAGGGACUCAGGAAUUAAUACCUGAAGAGCAUGAUGUUUUUGAAGAUCCAUCCUAUGUUCCUGAUCCAGUAUCCUUGCUUGGUCCUGUUUCAGAAUCUCUUGAUAAUUUUCAGUUGGAUGUGGGUCCUGGUUUUGUAGACACAGGACUGGAGAAGCAUCGCACUUUGAAGAAUAUAUCUUCUUCCUCAGAAGUUAGCAAGCCCUCUCCCAUUGAGGCUCCAUUAUCAAGAUUACGUGUUACUGAUGAGAAGCAGAAUAGUUCUAAUAGAUUCCUAAAUACCUCUAAAGCCCAAGAUGUUCACACUUUUCCUGUAGAUGAAGCUAGUAUAAUUGAGAAGGGCACAUGGCAGAUGUGGAACAGCACUCCCCUUUAUCAGGAUCUUGGUUUGAUUGGUGGUCCGGCAAGCUGGAUUUUACCCCCAGAGCAUAAUAGAUCAAACAAAGAGGAAUUUAUACAUCUUUCUAAUCAAAAGACUACAGCAUCAUUGUUCAGGAAAGAGGAUCCUGUUCUUACUCAUUCUCCUCAGAAGGUUUUUCUUGGUAAUGGCCAGAGUGGUGGAAAAUUCAGCCCUGUAUCUGGUGCAACUGAUCAGGAUCCCUGGUUGAAGAAUCCUUUCUUUCCUCCCUUGUCUGGCAGUGAUAAUCAAUUAUCUCUCAAGCCCCAAGAAGAGAAGAGUGAAGUGAUAUAUGGGAGUUCGGGUGGAUCUUCUGCCAGUCAUUCCAUUGAGCUGCCUCCAGCAAAUUCUUGGUCCAAAAAGGAAUGGGGGGCAGUGCCAGGUUCAGACAGUAUUGGAAAGACUUUUGUUACUAGGCCUCAUGGUGGAGGUUUAUUUCCCACCCCAGAUGUACAGUCGUCUCUUUGGUCAUUUGAUUAAAAUAGGAAAAAGUGACAGUUGAUGGACUUUAAAAAACAAAAAAAUACAUCUCCUGUUCUCAAGAGGCAACAUCCUCUUUAUUGAGGCGGAGAGUUUAGAAUACUGGAUGCAUUGUAUCUUCCUUCUCGUCUUUAUGAGGGAGAUUAACGUUUACUUAACACUAGCUUGGAUAGGAAUACACAUGGGCAUGCAUUCAUUCUGUUGGUAAGGUAACAGGUAGAGCUUUAAGUGUCGAUACGUUGCUUGAUUCUUUAGCUAAUCAUCUUUUCUACUGCUGGGAAGAGGGGGUUAUGUAUUAAUGCCCCCAUUUUGAUGGUAGUAGAUUUGUUCUUUGGCAGGUGAAAGCUAUUCCUAGUCUUUCUUGAGUUGCGCUUCUUUUACCAUAUUAUGCUGAUGAAUGGAUGUCUAAUGAAAUGAUACUAGCUUG